Prorocentrum cordatum is the source of this 1803-nucleotide messenger RNA. Lineage: Eukaryota; Dinophyceae; Prorocentrales; Prorocentraceae. The record is from the annotation of a GenBank genome assembly.
AUGAGCGCGGCCGCCGAGGACGCGCAGGAGCUGACCAAGUGGCUGUCCGUCCUUGAGGACCACAUGGACGACGUCAGCGAGCUCACGUCCCUGCCGGCGCUCCAGGGCAUGCUCGAGAGGUUGGAGAGUCAGGCGGGGCGCGUGGUGGCCAACGAGCUGAUGUCCAGGCUCGAGGACCAGGGAGGCGGGGAUAGGGCGCUGCAGCUGGACGAGAUCGGGCGUCACCGCCUGCGAGACCUCUGCCAGGAAUUCCACGCGCGCUGUCGGAAGAUGUCCCCGGGGGAGGACAUGGCGAAGCUGCACUGGCGCGUCCAGGCGCUGGAGACCAACAACUGCCAGGCGGAGGAGGGCGUGGGCGACCCGGCGCGACCUGCAGGAGUCGCGGGGACUCCCGCCGAGGACGACCCGCGCUCCUUGCAGGGACCGCCCGGCCCCGACGGCCAGCGAAAGGCGAGGCUUCGGGUGCCCACUUCGAGGAAGGCGGAGAGCUGGUGGAAUCCGAAGUACUGGUCGAUUGCCAGGCCCACGGACUUCUGCUACGGGGACUGCGCCUGGGGCCUCGGCCAGCUCCCCCCGGACGGAGAUGAGGACCCGCAGAAGCAGAAGGAGGCUCGGCUCUGCUUCAGCGUGGCGCACUUCAUCAAGAAUCUUCUCACGCGGGAGGAGAUGGAGUACGACGUGCCUGCCGACGACGAGAAGUACGUGGCCAGGCCCAUCAGUCGUUUCCGGAGCUCCUGGUACGACGUGCACCUGCUGUGUUCCUUCUGGAGAGUCACGGAGACGACCAACAGCACCUACACUUUCAUGAAGACGCCCGGGGCGUUCGGGGCCGCUCGCGCCUGCGCGGACAUCACGCCGAAGAUGAUCGAGGAGGUGCUGCUCAGGGCGCAGCAGACGGGCGGGAAGGCCACGCUGCACGGCAUCCUCAAGGACAAGGACACCCCGAACGAGGUGCGGAAGGCCUUCGCCACCCUGGGCCAGGCCACUGCCAGUCAAGUCGGGUCCGACGGACACAGGCGGGAGCUGCGUGGAGAGGGCGAGGCGUAUACCCUGCGCUUCGGCCCGCCCGUCCAGUUCGUCACUCCGAAUCUGGCAGACACCAAGCAGCCCCUGAUCCUCAUCGUGCAGGGGGAGGAGUACGCCUUCGACAACGACCUGACCGAGGCGGAGCAAGUCACGUUCAGCGAGAUGUCGCAGCGCAUCGCCGCGGACCCCGUGGGCCAGGCCGUGGUGUUCGAGCUGAUGAUGAGGCUGUUCUUCGUCCACGUCCUCGGCCUGCGCCCGGAGACCGUCGGGUGGCGGCGAGGAGAAGUUCGAAAGGCUUCGGAGCAUUGGGUCUCCGACGGCGUGGCGGCCGACCUCAUGGGCGUGCCCACGGUGUUCGGCCCCCUCGCGGCGGCCUUCGGUCCGGUCGAGGCUCAGGGCCGCGGCUCGCUGCACCCGCACAUCCUCAUCUGGCUGCUGCAGGGUCAGCUGCGCGUGCUCUUGGACAUGCUGCAGCGCGACGAGGCGCGCUUCCAGGAGCGCUUGAACCUGUGGAUGCGGCAGGUGGUGCAGGCCGCGGUCGCCACUCAGCAGAGCGCCGUGGAGCUGCUGCCCCUGCAGCUGCAGGGGGGCGAGAACAAGUGCGGGGUCACGGUGCCGCCGCUGCCGUUCGGGCCCAACGAGAAGCGGUACUUCCGGGCCGACGGGGGCGCGGAGAUGGCGACUGCAGAGCAGCUCGGGGACGGAGGCGAGACGGAGCCGCGGGAGCUGCGGUUCUACGAGCCCAAGGUAGACGACUACCACAGGGCGAUUCCCUGA